Messenger RNA from Schizophyllum commune H4-8, 1269 nucleotides. RefSeq names its product tRNA-intron endonuclease catalytic domain-like protein. NCBI's taxonomy places the organism in Eukaryota, Fungi, Basidiomycota, Agaricomycetes, Agaricales, Schizophyllaceae. Gene Ontology annotation, biological process: tRNA splicing, via endonucleolytic cleavage and ligation; tRNA-type intron splice site recognition and cleavage. Gene Ontology annotation, molecular function: tRNA-intron lyase activity; nucleic acid binding. The transcript is spliced from 5 exons. Gene Ontology annotation, cellular component: tRNA-intron endonuclease complex. The record is from RefSeq and is a predicted model, not a curated record. The coding region runs from base 133 to 1044 and encodes 303 amino acids.
UGCUCGGUGCGGCGGACGUGGGAGUCGAGCGCGCGCUGGUAGACGAUGAGUGGGUGCGCGGCCGACGGGGGCGACGGCGAGGACGCCAUGAUCGUGGCCGGAAUCAGCUCCGAUCGCUUGUCUUGAGCACUGAUGGCGCCUGUCCGAAUCAGUAUCUCGAACCGGCGGGCGUUUAUUUGGGAUGUCGACGAUAUAGCGACCGUACGCUCACGCCACCGUAUAUGCGGUCUACUCACCGGCACCCUUCCCCGUCUUGCCCAACAAAAUGCAUUCCUCGGUGUCCCCCUCGUCCUCAUGUCCCAAGAAGUGACUUUACUCGUUGAGAAGGGCUUCGCCGUACUCGUCGACGACGCCCUCGCACACCGAUCCCCCUCCCCCGAAGAGGCAGCACGCUGGGCAGACGCGCAAACUGCAGACAUCGAAUCUCAGCUCGCAGCCGCCGAAGAGCUCUCGCGCAACCGUCAGACUAACGUCGCAGACAAAUCCAUGUCCGAAGAGGCCAUUCGCAAACGCAAGGAACGCGAGGCGAAGCGCGCAGCGAAGGCACAGCAGUCCGAGGAUGCCGCGGUCUUCGUCCCUCCACCAGAAGAGGCGCCGGCGCCAUCGGCACAACCCUCACAGGCGUCUAUAUUCACAAUUUCUCUGCCGGCCUCGUCGUCGGGGCUGCUCUGGUAUGAGCCGGAGAACAAGACAUACACGACGCUUGAGGCCGCACGAGAAGCGGAUUUGUGGACGUACCCAGAGACAUUGCAAGACCGUGCGCAGUACGGCGUCUUCCGCGAUUUAUGGGAACAGAGCUAUUUCAUGGGCAUUGGUAUCCGCUUCGGUGCGGAUUACCUCGUCUAUCCAGGCGACCCUCUCCGAUAUCACUCGCAUUUCGCUGCGACCGUCAUUGAGUCGCCGGACGCGCCAAUGCGUCCGAUGGAGAUUGUGGCACAUGGACGACUGGGUACGGCGACGAAGAAGGCGCAUCUUCUAUGCAGCUGGGACGACGACAAGCGGACAGUCUCGUAUUUGUCUAUCGAGUGGGCUGGCUUCGGUUAGGGCAGGUAUUGCCUCCUCUGUGAGAAGUUGCCAAACGGUAACUGAGAGCUCUGCUUACUCCGUGAUUCUCAUGCCUCUGUAAUCUUGUUCUUGAUUCAUGAGAAUUCAGAGCGAAUCAGGGCGAUAUGUGAAUCGCGAAUCAGCCUUGUGUUGUUCGCACUGCCACGCUAAUUUCGCGCAAACCCUCGACGGCCCAUUCACCUCUUUCAGGCGUCCGUAACAUCC